AUGUCACACAAACGAUCCCAUCAUCAUCACCAUCCCAAACGAUUCAGACGCUUUCUUUCCCAGCGCCUACAACAACGCGAUACAACAACAGACAACAAUGACGACGACACACCCAAGCCAUUAACCAAGGAUCAGCAAGAAGCCAUUGACACAUUGUCACACUAUGCACAACAAGAACUCGGAUUGACUUCGUUGGAUCGCCAUGUCUACAAUGUCAUUUUGGAAAUGUGGUCGUGGGAUAUGGACAAGGCUAGGGAAGAAGUCAUUGACUAUCGAGAAACUGAACGCGGGAUGCUAUGGUCGUUGCCACGGCAACUGGGCUAUAUGGCUGGCAGCGAGAAUGAUGCAAAGACAAGUUGUUACAUUGAUAGCUUGUUGUUUGCCAUGUUUAUUGGAUUAUCGGCAUUUGAUCCUCUAUUGGCACACAAGAUACCAGAAAAUGAUGAAGCCAAGCAGCGUUUGCUUUUGUUGUUGCGGCUAUUUGUCAACAAGCUACGCAAAGGCCACUUGAUCCGCACCCAGCUUGUACGACAAUUACGAUACGCUUUACAAAUGAACGCGUGGAUUGGCGUGGAUGAACGUGGAAGAUGGACCCAAGAAGAUGCCAGUGAAUUGUUCAUGUUUCUUACGCAAACAUUCAACAUGCCGUAUCUACCGUUUCAACGGCGACUAUUCCAUGGAGCAGAGCGUGAUAAAGAAGAUGAUCGCGUGACCACCGAUCGUACAUUGGCCCUUUCUGUACCACCUGACAUGUCCAGCACUACGGUUGAGCAAUUACUUACGGAUCAUUUCUACAACAAUGUGGUGACUGAUAUUCGACGACAGCAACCCACUGACCCUGAAAAGAAAAAGCUGAUGAUGGGAGAAGAGGAGGAUGGAUCGGUGACCGUGGCAGCAUGGCAAGUGCUUGAAUUACUCCCGUUUUGCAGUUUCCAGAGUGAGCAAGGAUAUACCAACAUGAGUCAAGGACAACAACAGCAAUUUGUGCUUCCGUUAGUAUUGAAUCGAUACCAAUAUCAUGUGGUGAAUGGAAGAACGACGUAUCGAAAGAUCAAGACCUUGGUCGAUAUUCCCCAAACGAUCAGCUUUCGACAAUUCAUCAAUCAGAAUACUGAGGAUCCUUAUUGCUCAAUUUGCAAACACACGACUCCUUAUUUGCUUCGUUUACGGGGUGCAGUAUGCCAUAAGGGUGACUCGGUUCAUGCUGGUCAUUAUGUUGCUUAUGCAAGGACAUGUCAUGAUGAAGAAGUGGAUAAUAAUGAUGCAUGGCUCAAAUUGGAUGAUAUGGAUACACGCCAACGUGUCAUGUCCCUGAAAAGCUACGAUUCUGCACGAGAUGAUUUAUCCAAGGAUGCUUAUAUGCUGUUUUAUGAAUUGAUUAAAUCGUGCAGGCACACGGAUGAUCCCAAGAAUGGUGGCCCCUCGGUUCAAACAGUAGAAGCUGUAGCCUAUCCAUUCCCCGAAUCUUCAUCCUCAUCAUCCUCCUCCUCCAAACAACGACAUUCCCAUUCAUGCAUCAUUAGUUGA
Messenger RNA from Lichtheimia ornata, 1527 nucleotides. RefSeq lists its product as uncharacterized. The transcript is spliced from 4 exons. Bases 1 to 1527 code for a protein of 508 amino acids. Gene Ontology annotation, molecular function: cysteine-type deubiquitinase activity; cysteine-type endopeptidase activity. The record is from RefSeq and is a predicted model, not a curated record. Gene Ontology annotation, biological process: protein deubiquitination. Lineage: Eukaryota; Fungi; Mucoromycota; Mucoromycetes; Mucorales; Lichtheimiaceae. Gene Ontology annotation, cellular component: nucleus; cytosol.